AUGGGUGCUAAUUUGAUGAGAAUACAUGUUAAAGAACAAGAGAAGAAAAGAAACAAAACAGAAAGAGUUAGUCUUUAUAUAUUGCGUUUAAGCGAACAAGAUUUGAAACAGCGUUCGAAAUGGAAAAGCGAUGGAUUCGGUAUUGGAUGGUAUGAUCAUGAGACACAAGAUCAAGAUACAGUAACACCUUGUAUCUUUACUUCUGUUACACCUGCAUGGAGUAAUAUCAACUUGACGCGCUUAGCUGAAAAGAUCAGGAGUCCUCUUGUGUUUGCUCAUGUGCGUGCAAGUACUUCAGGCUCUGUUUCAGAAACCAAUUGUCAUCCAUGGUCUUAUGGUCGUUUAAUGUGGAUGCAUAACGGUGGUAUUGCUAAAUUCGACAAGAUCAAAAGAAGAUUACAGAGUGCUUUACCAGAAGACAUCUUUUUGUUUGUAGAAGGCAAUACAGAUUCUGAGUGGGCUUUUGCUUUGUUCCUGAGUUUUCUUUCAAAUCCUAAAGCCAAUGCAUUUGAACAUCAAGAACUAAAGCAAGCCAUGCUCAAGACAGUAGCACAAUUAAAUGCUUGGGCAGAAGAAUUUAAUAUUACAGAAGUAAUGACAGAUGGAGAAACUGUGGUCUGUAUUCGUUACAUUAGUAGCAAGACAGAAGAAGCUGCAUCACUUUACUUCUCUUCAGGCACACGAUUCGAAUGUUAUCGUCCUGGACAUUACCGUAUGGUGAAAGCAGACAGAAGAGAAGAUAUUGUGGUUGUUGCUAGUGAACCCCUUACAUUUGAAAAGGCAGAUUGGCUUACGAUUCCUACCAACAAUAUCUUGGUAGUUACACCUAAACUGAAUGUUUUAUUGCAACCCAUCAAAGAUCAAUUCUAUACACCAGAAAGAGGCAUUGAAGUCAAAUUAGGAGAUGAAGAUGUUGCUAUCAUACCAGAACCAAAAGCUCAACUAUUGAAAGCCCAUAUGGAAAUGCACCAUGAUUCGACUAUUUUAAUCUGA
Molecule: messenger RNA, 993 nt
Organism: Gilbertella persicaria
Lineage: Eukaryota; Fungi; Mucoromycota; Mucoromycetes; Mucorales; Choanephoraceae
Product: nucleophile aminohydrolase
Exons: 6
Coding region: 1-993 (330 amino acids)
Source: RefSeq, a predicted model, not a curated record